Messenger RNA from Triplophysa rosa, 3359 nucleotides. It is a transcript of the gene hnrnpll, whose product is annotated as heterogeneous nuclear ribonucleoprotein L-like. Gene Ontology annotation, cellular component: nucleus. Gene Ontology annotation, biological process: regulation of RNA splicing; mRNA processing. Gene Ontology annotation, molecular function: mRNA binding. The coding region runs from base 118 to 1806 and encodes 562 amino acids. The transcript is spliced from 12 exons. Lineage: Eukaryota; Metazoa; Chordata; Actinopteri; Cypriniformes; Nemacheilidae. The record is from RefSeq and is a predicted model, not a curated record.
UGCGUGAGCGCGCAGCGAGGUCGUGAGCGCACAUAGCUGUUGCCUAAUGAGACACGCGUGCGCGCUAAUAUCGGGUCAUCUGAUUAUUGAUCGAGCGAUUGAGGGAUUGAUCGAUCGAUGAUGUCCGCGCUGGAGGAGUACGAGCGCGCGCCCAAGCGUCUGAAGGUCUCGCCUGAGGAUGACGAGGAGCUCGAGGAAGGCGAGGAGUCAGAUUCAGCAUCCGCGGGGCUCGUGCGCGAUGACGAGGAUGAAGAUGAAAACGAAGGGCAGCGCAGAGCGCGCAGGAAGGAUCACGCCUCUGACACGCAUCACAUCGCUCCGUCUCCGGUGGUUCACGUUCGUGGAUUGUGCGAGUCUGUGGUGGAGGCUGAUCUGGUGGAGGCCUUGGACAAAUUUGGGAACAUCUGUUAUGUCAUGAUGAUGCCGUUUAAGCGUCAGGCUCUGGUGGAGUUUGAGGACCUGGAGAGCGCUGACCGCUGCGUGUCGUGCGGCUCUCGGGAGGCCGUCUACAUCGCCGGACAGCAGGCGUACUUCAACUACUCCACCAGCAAACGCAUCACCCGACCCACCAAUGCCGACGACCCCAACAGCGGCAACAAAGUGCUGCUGCUGUCCAUCCAGAAUCCACUCUAUCCCAUCACUACGGAUGUUUUGUAUACGGUCUGUAAUCCAAUUGGUAAUGUGCAGCGGAUCGUCAUCUUCAAGAGGAACGGCAUUCAAGCCAUGGUGGAAUAUCCUUCCUGUGUGACAUGUCUCCAUGGAGACACAUUUGUGUGUGUGUGUGUUUUGAGCUUUUCCUUGACUGCCGUCACAUUUGAAUCCAUCCAGAAUGCUCAGAAGGCCAAAUCCGCUCUGAACGGGGCUGACAUCUACGCCGGCUGCUGCACGUUGAAAAUCGAAUACGCUCGGCCGUCACGCUUAAAUGUCAUGAGAAACGACAACGACAGCUGGGAUUACACCAAACCCUUCCUGCUGAGACGAGAUCGUGGUAAAGGUCGUCAGAGACAGGCCAUACUGGGAGAGCAUCCGUCCUCUUACUCUGAUAAUGGAUACGGGUCUCACUGCCCCCUGCUGCCUCUGCCGGGUAAUAACCGCUUCAAACGCUCCUCUCAUGACAUCCAUGAGGCGGUGACGUAUCCACUGCCACAGAGCUCAUCCUACAUGAGCCACGCCUCCAGCUCUGUCGCCAUGGUGAGCGGUCUCCAUCCCUCCAAGAUGAACUGCGCGCACAUCUUCAAUCUCUUCUGUCUCUAUGGCAACAUUGAGAAGGUGAAGUUUAUGAAGAGUGUUCCUGGCACGGCUCUGGUGGAGAUGGGUGAUGAAUAUGCAGUUGACAGAGCGAUUACACACCUCAACAGCAUCAAAGUGUUCAGCAAACGACUCAACGUCUGUGUGUCGAAGCAGCACGCUGUGAUACCCAGUCAGGUGUUUGAGUUAGAGGACGGCUCCAGCAGCUAUAAGGACUUCGCCAUGACCCGCAACAACCGCUUCACCAGCGCCGGUCAGGCCUCUAAAAACAUCAUCCAGCCUCCGUCCUGCGUCCUGCAUUUCUAUAACGUCCCUCCGUGUGUCAGCGAGGACGAUCUUCAGCGGUUAUGCACCCAACACGACGUCCCAGGAUUCAUCAAAUACAAAGUGUUCGAUGCCAAACCCAGUUCAAAAACCAUCUCUGGACUUCUGGAGUUCGACAGUAAAACUCGCGCUGUGGAAGUUCUGACGGUUCUCAAUCACUAUCAGAUCCGAAUACCCAACGGUUCAAACCCGUACACGCUGAAACUCUGUUUCUCCACCUCUUCACAUCUCUGAGACCUCUGCCAGCAUCACUUCAUCAUCUCCUGGACUCUCUGGUCUCCUCCAUGUUUCUUUCAGCACACGACAAAGCGGAAAACUGACAGACGCGCCCUCUGGAUGAAAACACCAUGAUGUCACACGAAUGAAUGACCCGGGCGCUUUUUUCUGCAGCCUGACAUCCAGAAACAGACAAUAAAUGAACGAAUGAAGUCCCAUCAUGAGAUGAAACUGAAUCCACGCGUGAGAGCGAGAGACUACAUGUUUAUAGCGUGUCGUUCAGAUAUUUAUGCGUACAGCACCUGGUUUGAGUUCAUGAAAGCACUUGACUAGUCACAUGACCUGUAGUUGAGAUGAUUGAAGUGUUUUGUGAUCGAUGAAAUAAGACAGGUCAGAUUUACUUGGCUGUUAUUUAAAGGGACAGUUCAUCCAAAAAUGAAAAAUCUCUCAUCAUUUACUCACCCUCAGGUUGUUUCAAACCCGUAUACAUUUAUUUGUUCUGUUAAACACAGAGAAAGAUAUUUGGAAGAAUGUUAGCCAUUUUCAGUUCUGGGACAUCAUCCACUACCGUAGUAGGAAAAAUAUUGUAUUUUUUGUUCUGUUGAACACGUAAUGAGACAUUUUGAAAAAUUUAGGAAAACAAAGAGUUCUCGGGCACCUUUGACUACCAUUUAACUCUUCCUACUAUGGCACUGAAUGAUGUCCCGGAACUGAAAAUUGCUAACAUUCUUCCAAAUAUCUUUCUUUGUGUUCAUCAUAACAAAGGUCAUUUAUACAGGUCUGAAGUUACAUGAGCGUGAGUAAAUGAUGACAGAUUUUUUAUUUUUAGGUGCACUGUCCCUUUAAAUGAUAAUUAUGAUUGUAAUCACACGCAGUUGAGUAACAAUAGAGACAAUCAGAAACACAAUCACGAAUCAUCGAUUCGACACACGCACAGACACACACACACACAUAUACACACACACACAUGUUUGUAUUGCUAUACUAGUGGGGAUAUUACAUAGACUUCCAUUGAUUUUAUAUCAGGUUUAUGUUAUGUUCUAUCCCCUAACCCUAAUAAUCCCACAAACAUGUGCAAGACAUUAGAUUUAAAGAAAACGGCAUUUGAGCGAAUGAUGAGCCUUCUUAUGUAGUGAGAACCAGUCAAAUGUCCUCACAAGUGGGUUCACACGUAUUUCACUGUGGUACUGAGAUUGACAUUUGGCCCUCACAAAUAUAGCUAAACCUGUACACACGCACACACACAGACCAGGUUUUGCAUCUUUAACUCCAUUUUCAAAUGAGAAAUGACAUUUUCAGAUUCAGUAGAACCAAAAUCUUCUUGUUUAUAGAGUUCACAUGGUCAAUGACACAGAUGUGUUUACAGUUGAUGAGUGCAGAAAAGGAAUCUCAGACAAGGAAGAAUGAUCAAAAACUGAUCUGGAUAAAGCUAAACCGCUGGAGUUUCAAUAGAGGAUGCAAUAUUUACUGCAGUUCUGUGACUCUUCUGCUGUAUAUCAGAUGGACUUGUUUAUUUGUUCAUGUGUGUAACUGACACGUCGACACACGUCAUUAAAUCAUCUGCAGGUCUA